CCUUCCAGUCUGCAACACAUUCGACAAGAAGAGAGAUUCUCUUGAAGAUGACAGGACAGGAAGGCGUGGCCGUGCUUCUGAUCAUCGCUUUGACAACGGUGACACCCGUUACUGGCGCUGGUCCCAUCCCUCUUACUCCGGAGGAAGAGGCGCAAAGAGACAAUGCUACAGCUGACAUGGCUAACCUUCCACCCGCGCAUCAAAUGGUACCUGAACUGCCCCCCGGUCCAAUACCGCCAAUCCCGGCUUGUGAAUGCCAUGCGCAUGGUGAUGUCCGCUAUGUUACGUGUGAUGGGAGAGCCUUCCAAUAUAACACCCUGCCCUCAGUCGUAGGUAUAAUGGCAAAGCCUAUAGGUGGCUGGCUAUGGUUUAUAGCAACGUUACAAGAAUUCUUUGAUGGCGGUCCGAAGACUCGUCUGUCAGCAGUGAAAUUCAAGAUCUUUUUUCACUACGUGAUCAUUGAGUACAAAGACACUCCAGAUCCAGAUGGACUGUACAAAAUAACGGUGGGAGCUGAUUUUGUACCUGGUCCGCCGCUGUGGGUUGGUUCUGUCAGUCUUGGUCCUGCUGGGGGUCCACCUGGUGUUUUGUUCGUGGGGAACGGUUUUCAAAUCUCGGUUAUUCUGCUAGAUGGCGAUUUGUACAUUGAGGUUAGUUCCACGCUCCUACCACCUGUCCUGUUCGACAUUAGGAUACGUGUGGCCCGACAUUGUCUCCAGAUUCACAUUCCUCCGAUCUGGUCUGGUUUCAUGGAAGGGAUAUGCGGAGAUUGGAACGGAAAUCCAGCUAACGAUGUUGUCGAUUUUGUCGGCCUUCCACAGGUGACACCUGCACCGUUACAAGUUUAA
Molecule: messenger RNA, 848 nt
Organism: Lingula anatina
Lineage: Eukaryota; Metazoa; Brachiopoda; Lingulata; Lingulida; Lingulidae
Source: RefSeq, a predicted model, not a curated record